This is a messenger RNA of Carya illinoinensis, 1839 nucleotides long. Its product is annotated as shaggy-related protein kinase epsilon. Bases 328 to 1566 code for a protein of 412 amino acids. Gene Ontology annotation, cellular component: cytoplasm. Gene Ontology annotation, molecular function: protein serine/threonine kinase activity; ATP binding. The record is from RefSeq and is a predicted model, not a curated record. Gene Ontology annotation, biological process: signal transduction; protein phosphorylation. Lineage: Eukaryota; Viridiplantae; Streptophyta; Magnoliopsida; Fagales; Juglandaceae. The transcript has 13 exons.
GGUCAGACUCAUCGGACAAAACGCAGGACAAGGGCAUCCAAAGACUCAAAUACAGUCUCUCUUUAGUCAAAGCCCAUAAGAAAUCCCUCUGAAGCUGCGAAGAAAAUUGGAUCGGUUUUUCUUCUCUGCAAGAUAGUUUUUCUGUCUCUUUCUCUCUCUCUCACACGCACAAGUACACAAACAUUUGGAUCGAGGAAAUUGCAAAAUGUGAGGGAUUUACAGCUUCACAAGACUUCGAAGCUCAGGUUAUAACAGUUGCAUUGGUUGGCGUGGCUGGUCUGCUUUAAGAAUCUGCAAACAUCUUUCCUCCAAAUCUCUUCAGAAUUUAUGGCUACUGCCGGUACAGCUCCUGCUUCAGCUGUUGGAAAACCAUCAGGGGAGGCAAUGAUUGUUGACAAGCUCCCAGAGGAAAUCAAUGAAAUGAAGAUCAGGGAUGAAAAGGUUGAAAAGGAAAUGGAAGCAACAGUGGUAGAUGGAAAUGGAACCGAAACUGGACACAUUAUAGUAACCACAAUUGGUGGUCGAAAUGGUCAACCCAAACAGACCAUAAGUUACAUGGCGGAGCGUGUUGUUGGACAGGGCUCAUUUGGUAUUGUGUUUCAGGCCAAGUGUCUAGAAACUGGAGAAACUGUUGCAAUUAAGAAGGUCUUGCAGGAUAAGAGAUAUAAGAACCGUGAAUUGCAAACAAUGCGCCUUCUUGAUCAUCCUAAUGUUGUGUCACUAAAACAUUGCUUCUUCUCAACCACGGAAAAGGAUGAGCUCUAUCUCAAUUUGGUGCUUGAAUAUGUACCUGAGACAGUAUAUCGUGUAGCAAAGCACUACAGCAAGGCAAAUCAGCGGAUGCCCAUGAUAUACGUCAAACUCUAUACAUAUCAGAUAUGUAGAGCUUUGGCAUAUAUUCAUGGAGGCAUAGGCGUAUGCCACAGGGACAUAAAGCCUCAGAAUCUACUGGUUAACCCCCAUACUCACCAGGUCAAGCUAUGUGAUUUCGGAAGUGCAAAAGUUCUGGUAAAAGGUGAGCCAAAUAUAUCAUAUAUUUGUUCCCGUUAUUAUCGAGCACCUGAACUUAUAUUUGGAGCAACUGAAUACACUACUGCAAUUGACAUCUGGUCUGUGGGUUGUGUUCUUGCUGAACUGCUGCUCGGACAGCCUCUCUUUCCUGGUGAAAGUGGAGUUGACCAGCUAGUUGAGAUUAUUAAGGUGCUUGGUACACCAACUCGUGAGGAAAUCAAAUGUAUGAACCCAAACUAUACGGAGUUUAAAUUCCCACAAAUCAAGGCCCACCCCUGGCAUAAGAUAUUCCACAAGCGCAUGCCCCCAGAAGCAGUAGAUCUUGUCUCGAGGCUUCUUCAGUACUCUCCGAAUCUGAGGUGCACUGCCUUAGAGGCCUGUGUCCACCCAUUUUUUAAUGAACUUCGUGAUCCUAAUACCCGUCUUCCUAAUGGACGUCCCUUGCCGCCUCUCUUUAACUUCAAACCUCAAGAGCUGAAAGGAGCAACUUUGGAGCUUCUGUCCAAACUGAUACCAGAGCAUGCCCGGAAACAAUGCCCUUUCCUUGCUUUGUAGACACUGUAGAAUGAAACGCUGAAUGGAUGUAAUGAUUGUAAGAUUGUAUGUAUCACGUUUGUCCUGCUUGCUUUCUGCAGGAAUUAGUGCUGCCGCGAUUGUUAUUAUAUGUACUUUUUCAACUUUCAAGUACUUGAUUGACUAUCCAUGCCUGCUACUAUUUUUCCUUUUGCCUGUGGACACAGUACACUAUGUAAAACACUCGAGGGUGAUUAUUAGCCGAUCGUGUCUGUAAUCAUAAAGUAAUAACUCAAUGUACAGUUGCUUGCUCUC